AUGCUCACUGUUGUUGGGGCACCUCCAUCUCACACAAUUGCUUCCGAAGUUGCCACAAACCUUGCUGCUUCAUAUCUGCGAAAGAAGUCCGGUAUCAUGGGUCAACCGGCUCUCUCAGUGGAGGAUGAGAAUGCAGUUGUUGAGCAGGUGGAGCGUUGGUUAAAUCAUGGAUUCUUUCCUUAUAACAUGCUGGCAAAAGAUACAGCCAAUGCAUAUUUCCAUAACCACCGGAGCUACAGCCAGAAUAGACCAAACCUCAACGUUGGUUGGCAGAAGGGAUUUUGGACCCGUCAUCAAGGACUUGCUGAUUACAUAGCCAAAGAGCGCAAUACACUAAAGUUGAAAGGUCCGCAUGAAGAUCGCAGAGCUUGGAAGUUCUUUCAAGCAUUCAAAGAUAUCAAGCAGCGACUUGCGAUUACCAACGGCAACAUCUAUGCUAUGGAGGAUGCCGCAUUCGUUACUACCAUGUAUCGAAAGUCAAGCCUUAUGUUCGUCCGACCAAUGAACCAACACCACAAGAGAGAAGAACGGGUAUUCUCUUCUGUGAUCCACUGCUGCUCAACACGAGGAAAGCACCUGCCCCCAUACAUCGUCUGCAGGAGCCAGGAUCCACCACAGACCAAGACCUUUGGUCAAAUCAAAGUUUCCUUUACUCAGUCGGGAUGGUCUGAGGCGAAUCAUGCACUCGACUGGCUGAAGACCGUUUUCGAACCAGAGACUCGACCCAAGGGUCGCCGUCAGGUAUGGAGAAUUCUACUGAUUUCCCAUCGAUUCCGCAUAGUCUUUCCGGAGUUUGAAAAGUUUUGCUGGGAUAACAAGAUCGCUUGUCUUUCCUUUCCCAAGAACGAUCAGCAGUUCUUCAAUCCAAUGGAAAACAUCGCGUUUGGGCCCAUGCAACAGAGCUAUACCGACUACAUGAGAAAGAGAUUCUCCGAUAACAAUGAAAAUGCCAUCACAUUGGAUGUGCGGGAGUUUGCAUCGUGGAUAGAUGGAGAGGUAUCUUCAUCUAAACGAGGGAAAGAAGCUGCAGAUAUAUGGCGUCAAAGCUGCCUUGUGCCGCUAGAUGAAUUCCGCCUUCGCAACUGUUUGCAAGGGAACCGGGCUACCGCCGUUCCAGAGGAUAGAACGUCUAUUCUCGAUAGCCGCCUCUACUCGGACGAUACUCCAAGAACGGCGAGAUCACGGGCCACAUCGCAUACAAGCGUCCCGUUGCCUAUUAUCCCAUCCACAGAGCCAACGAGCCGGGAUUCUACUCCUGAAUACUCGCCUCCCUCGCCGCGGCAAUCAGAGGAGAGCCAAGAGAGAGACGAUAGCUCGGACUCGGAAGAAAGUCAGUCUGAGGGUGAGAGUGAAACAUUCAACAACCAUCAGCCUAUUACACCAUGCAGGACGCCUAGAGUACCAAAGACUCCCCGGCCGAAGACGCCAGAGGCAGAACCAUCUGGUACAGUGAUGUCGUCCAAGAAGCACCGGGACAUCUUGGAUAAAUGCAUAGAGGGAUCACCUAGAACGCAAAAGCGGUAUCGAGAUGAUUUGAUUCUGGAUCGUGGGGAUUUAGAGAAAGAGAAUACCCGUCUCAAAGAAAGGGUUGAGCUUUUGGAACAGUUUGCGUUCAAAAGAGCGAGACUUGACUGA
Molecule: messenger RNA, 1635 nt
Organism: Penicillium griseofulvum
Lineage: Eukaryota; Fungi; Ascomycota; Eurotiomycetes; Eurotiales; Aspergillaceae
Exons: 1
Coding region: 1-1635 (544 amino acids)
Molecular function (GO): nucleic acid binding
Source: RefSeq, a predicted model, not a curated record